Messenger RNA from Syngnathus acus (greater pipefish), 4696 nucleotides. RefSeq names its product roquin-1-like. The record is from RefSeq and is a predicted model, not a curated record. Lineage: Eukaryota; Metazoa; Chordata; Actinopteri; Syngnathiformes; Syngnathidae. Gene Ontology annotation, molecular function: metal ion binding.
UGUAACCGGCUAGCCCCGUCUGGUCUCGCCCCGUAGAGUUGACACCCUUCCCCGACAACCCCCCCCUCGGCAGCGGCUGCGCUGUACAGUCGACAUGGCAAGGAAAUAUCGCAUUUUCUUAACCAGAGAUGGACAUCUUCCAAGUCGUUUGGAAUGAUAUUCAUCGUGUGAUGUGACCCAAAAUCCACAAUGUGUGAGGACAUUUAGUUCGGAAGAAAACAAUUCUUGAUUCCAGUGGAAUCUUUCAUAUAUAUAUAUUAUUAUUAUUAUUCUAUUCUUUUUCUGUCAGUUUAUACACCUUUGCACGCACUAGUCCCCAACCACACAUAUAAUCAUCAUCAUCAUCAUCAUGCCAGUUCAAGCACCACAGUGGACAGAGUUCCUGCUCUGUCCCAUCUGCACACAGACAUUUGAGGAGACGGUUCGGCGGCCCAUCAGUUUGGGCUGCGGUCACACCGUCUGCAAGAUGUGCCUGAACAAGCUGCACCGCAAGGCCUGUCCCUUCGACCAGACGGCCAUCAGCACGGACAUCGAGCAGCUGCCGGUCAACACAGCCCUGCUGCAACUGGUGGGAGGCCAGGUUCCUAAGGCCCAGCCAGUGGCCUUGAUUAGCAGUCCUGAGGACUCGCAGCAUUAUGAGGAGGCCAGGCAAUGUGUGGAGGAGCUGGCCCUCUACCUGAAACCCCUCAGCAACACACGAGGAGUCGGUUUGAGCAGCACAGCCCAAAGUAUGCUGAGUCGACCCAUGCAGAGGAAACUGGUCACUCUGGUCCACUGCCAGCUAGUGGAGGAGGAAGGCCGCGUGCGGGCCAUGAGGGCCGCCCGCUCCCUGGGCGAGCGAACCGUCACGGAGCUCAUCUUGCAGCACCAGAACCCCCAGCAGUUGUCCUCCAAUCUGUGGGCUGCCGUCCGUGCGCGCGGGUGUCAGUUCCUUGGCCCAGCGAUGCAAGAAGAGGCCCUGAAACUGGUCCUUCUCGCACUGGAGGACGGCUCGGCUCUGUCCAGGAAGGUUUUGGUUCUCUUUGUGGUCCAGCGGCUGGAACCUCGCUUUCCGCAGGCCUCCAAGACGAGCAUAGGUCAUGUGGUGCAGCUUCUCUACAGGGCCUCCUGCUUCAAGGUGACCAAACGUGACGAAGAUUCAUCCCUCAUGCAACUGAAGGAGGAGUUCCGCACUUACGAGGCUCUGCGGCGUGAGCACGACUCUCAGAUUGUGCAAAUUGCCAUGGAGGGCGGCUUGCGCAUUGCACCCGACCAGUGGUCUUCUCUCUUGUAUGGGGAUCAGUCCCACAAGUCACAUAUGCAGUCCAUCAUAGAUAAGCUGCAGACCCCAGCGUCCUUUGCCCAGAGUGUCCAAGAGCUCACAAUCGCCCUGCAGAGGACCGGCGACCCAGCCAACCUCAACAGGCUGCGGCCUCAUCUGGAACUGCUCGCCAACAUCGAUCCCAGCCCCGACGCUCCCCCGCCCACCUGGGAGCAGCUGGAGAAGGGCUUGGUGGCGGUGAAGACGGUUGUGCAUGGCCUAGUGGACUUCAUCCAGAACCACAGCAAGAAAGGGGCUGACCCUCAACAGCCUCCACAGCACAGCAAGUACAAGACGUACAUGUGUCGUGACAUGAAACUGAAAGGAGGCUGUCCCCGCGGAGCGAGCUGCACCUUUGCUCACUCUCAGGAAGAGCUGGAGAAGUAUCGAAAGAUGAAUAAGCGCUUGGCGGCUCGCCUGCCCGGUUCAGGCGGGCCCGAAGAAGGCCUUCCCCUCGACGUGUCCGUGACCAGGAAGCCUUCGCCCCUCACCAACGGGAGCGUUGCGCCCAACCUGCCUCAGCUCAUCGCGCGCGGCGCAGACACAGUCCCGUACGAAUUGCUGCGGAAGCCCCUCAAGAUGGACGGAGGGUGCUCUAGUGCCCCGGGAUCACCACCUGACCUCCUGGACCCCAUGCCCAAGACUGGUAUGCCUCUGCCACCUCAUGCCCUGGCUCACCCACGGAUGCCUUCAGAUCAUCUCUCCGGCGUGAAGCAAAUGCCUGUUGCCCGAGGCUCGCCCGUGUACCCCCAGCAGCAGCAGCUCCCCGAGAUGUUCUACUCUGACACGCGCCCGCCACCCUCUGCUUCCCAGUAUGAGCCAUCGCAGUAUCCUCCAGGGUACCCCUACCAGCAGCCACCACAGUAUGUUUCUCGGGAUUACAUCCGUAACCCUCCGCCCCCGAGCGAGUCAGGACCUCCUUACCACGACCCAUACCCUGGUUACGGACCAUCGGAGCGCCCUUACCAGGCUCCUCACUCGGGUCCUCCCUUUUCGUACCCUCACCCAUCGCACUAUGAACGUGUACGUCACGGGACCUACGCUGGGCCGCCGCCGCCGCCUCCGCCGCCGCCUCCUCCGCAGCCUUACCUGUCACCGAGGGAUGGUCUGGUCAGGAUAAGCUCUACUACGCCGUUGGAUGUUCCCCCGCAGUCAGCCGGACAGGCUACCUCCAUGUACCACCACCCAGAGCCCAGUGUGCGCGAUCGAUACCCACCGGAAGGCUACUACCCAUCAGGAGCUCAAUCGCAACCCAUGAGGACUUGUGUCAGGGCUUCGUAUGCCGGCUCCCAGCCCAGUCUGGACUAUCUCCACCGCCGUCGCCUGGAGCUCCUCUCCCAGCUGGAGGAAAGGAAAGUUAUUUCUCCACCGCCAUUUGCAGCCUCCCCUACUCUCUCGCAUCCGUUUCCAAGCGACUAUCCUCCUGAGUACGGCGACGAGCGUACCAACAGCAUCGGGAAAUGCAGAGAGCCAGACUACGCCGGCCAAUACUCUCCAUGGUCGUGCGAUACCAUUAGCUCCUACAUCGGCACCAAGGAUGCCAAACCCAAAGAUGUUCUGGCUCCCGGUGCCAUGGACAUGAUGAAUGUGGACCCUAAGGUUCUGAGGGAACCGUCGCUGGAGGCCCCCCGGAGGGGUGCAGAAGUAAAGGACGACGACCCCAUUAUCCCGUUUGGUCCCCAGCCCACAGUGUCACGCUUUGGCGCCAUCUCCCGUACCUCCAAGACGGGUUACCAGACCGGCCCUGUCCAAGCUAUGGUCUCCACCCCACAGAACCCAAACUCUAAACACAUGUCCAUGGCCGAAUACAUGUAUGGAAGCCAUGCGGGUUGGGGCGGAGCUUCGUACCCCUCCCACCAGACAGCCCAGGAAAGAGAACAGUUAAAGAUUGAGCUGCAGCAGGUCAACCAGCAGAUCAGCCAACAGACACAGAUGCAAAGCAUUGAGUCUGCCAGUAACCUGCUGCAGAGAGAGACCAGUGCUUUAGCAGGCCCGCCAGUGAGCAGCAGCCAAGUUCAGGCUGCCGCCGUGCAGUCGCAGCAGUCCCUCAAGUGGCCAACGGGGGGGGCCAGUGCUGCGGCCGCAGUCUCCAGUGAACAGCUAAGCCUGGAGCUCCACCAGGUGGAGAGAGAGAUUGGAAAACGCACUCGUGAAAUGGCCAUGGAGAACCAAGUCGCCCACGAGGUUCAGCAGUACAAGAUGAAAUCGGCUGAGAAUGGACAACCAGAGCACAAGACCCAACUGGAAGAAAUCUCCCUUGCUCUCGGUGAGGUGUCAAACGGCUCCAGUAGUCUGCAAGAAGGUGCAGUGGGCGGGUCCGUGCUGUCACUGACAAACAAGACGUCGACAUUGAGCCUGUGUUCUGACCCAGUCGGGACGAGCUCAGAAAUGCAGAAGAACGGGGUUGUCCAUUCCUGCUCUUAAGCAGUACACACACUUGCACGCACGCACACACACACACACACACACACACACACACACACACACACACACACACACACACACACACACACACACACACACACACGCUCUGUUGAAAAGCAUGCACCAGGCAUACAUCCACAUUCUAUUUAGAAGAUGAGCAGUAUCUGCCGUGAUAUGAAUUUUCUUUCUUUUUGUUCUGUGAAUGAGCUUUUUUUUUUUUUUUUUUUUUAAUGACUUUCCUUGCCUGGAAACCAUGGCAUAAGAUAACAUUUCUUUGUGUGUGUUUUUGUUGUUCCUUCUCUCUCUCUCCCCCCCCUUGGAUUCUAGACUUAACAAGGCUCACAUUCAGGAAGAGGAACAGGGUGGUGAUGGUGACAGUACAACUAAAAAGGGAUUCACUCAUCCCCCUCUGCCCCUCCCACUCUCAAGAUUCAUGUCACACGGCGUGCAAAAAAACGAAACAAAAAAAAAAAACGGUUAUCGAGGCAAGCGGCCUCCAGAAUCUAGCGUCACACUAAUGCGCGGAGAAGAGCAGCAGCACGCAAGUUGUCCCUCGCCCCCAGAAUCGUAAAAAAGAAAGAAAAGUGCUCGCACAGAUCCAGAUGGUCUGGGAAGGGAAAGAACGCCACCUGACUGCCACGAGAAGCAUGAUUUCUUUUAUUUUUUUUAAUGAAUGCAUUUUUAGGAUGGACUACUCGUGCUAUGUCUUUUUGCAUACUUAACAGCAGUAUAUUAAAUAUUUAAUGGAAGCAUUCUGUUUUAAAGAUUGCAACUUUCUUGAUAAGGGAAUGUGCUUCUUCCUCACCGUGGUCACAAUAAUGUACUCCACCAAAAAACAAAAAGUGCUUUGGCUGAAUGCACAUCUUCAGGGUCAGAAGUCACCUUCCUCCAUCAGGGUCAAUUUUGACUGAUGAGCCUUUCCCUCCUCAGAGCUUCUCGUCUGGCCACUCACUCACAAAACAAAAACAAAAA